GAUGAUGUUUCAUUUAACGCGCAAAUGCGCAAUCUCCCAUUGACCGUGAACGCAACAUUAAUCUGGCACAAGGUCCAGAACAAGAUGGCUACCGCUGCGGGCCGAUCAUACGGAGAAGGAGGCCGAGCAACUAAACGACAGAAAACAGAGGACGGAGGAAUGACAACGGAGAGUUACGAGGACCCUCACAAACCGCUGCCCUCCCCGGUGGUGCACAUCAGGGGCUUGGUUGACGGUGUUGUGGAGACUGACUUGGUGGAAACCUUGCAAGAGUUCGGGGCCAUCAGUUCUGUGGUAAUGAUGCCCAAUAAGCGCCAAGCCUUGGUGGAGUUUGAAGACUUAAAUGGAUCCAGCAAUGCUGUUACAUUUGCAGCUGAGAACCAGGUUUACAUUGCAGGCCACCCUGCCUUCAUCAAUUAUUCCACAAGCCAAAAGAUCUCUCGCCCAGGAGACUCGGACGACACCCGGAGUGUGAACAAUGUGUUGCUGCUCACAAUCAUAAAUCCCAUCUAUCCCAUCACAACGGAUGUGUUAUACACUGUAUGUAACAACUGUGGUCCUGUACAAAGGAUCGUCAUCUUCAGAAAGAAUGGUGUUCAGGCCAUGGUCGAAUUUGACUCCAUCCAAAGUGCCCAGAGGGCUAAAGCCUCGCUAAAUGGGGCAGACAUCUACUCCGGUUGCUGCACGCUGAAGAUAGAAUAUGCCAAGCCAUCUCGCCUAAAUGUCUUCAAGAAUGACCAGGGCACAUGGGACUACACAAACCCCGGUCUGAGUGGCCAAGAUGCUGAUGGCGAAGGCAAUUGGAACAAUUCACAAGAUCCAAAUGCCAAUUCCAACAAACGCCAGAGGCAGCCUGCUCUUCUUGGAGACCACCCACCUGACUUUGCUGGCCCUCAAGGGGGUUAUCAUGCCUACAAUGAUGACACCUAUGGUCCACCCCACCGCAUGGGGCCAGGCAUGGGUGGACGUGGUCGCGGUAAUCAGCGCUACGGUCCUGGAUACGGGCCACCAGCCCCUGAGUAUGGUCCUCACGCGGACUCUCCCGUUCUCAUGGUGUAUGGCCUUGAGCCCUCAAAGAUCAAUGCUGACAAGGUCUUCAACAUCUUCUGCCUUUAUGGAAAUGUGGAGAGGAUUAAGUUCAUGAAGAGCAAGCCUGGGGCUGCAAUGGUUGAAAUGGGUGACUGUUACUCUGUGGACCGAGCCAUCACACAUCUUAACAACAACUUCCUCUUUGGGCAAAAACUCAACGUCUGUGUGUCAAAGCAGCAGGCUAUUGUUCCAGGACCUCUGAGCUACCAGUUAGACGACAACACCAGUAGCUUCAAAGACUUCCACGGCUCCCGCAACAACCGCUUCACGUCUCCAGAACAGGCAGCCAAGAACCGUAUCCAGCACCCAAGCAAUGUCUUGCAUUUCUUCAAUGCUCAGCCUGACAUUUCUGAGGAGGUUUUCAAACAGGUCUGUGAAGACUUAGGAAUCAAGAGCCCUGCAAGUGUGAAACUCUUCACUGGAAAGAGUGAGCGCAGUUCUUCAGGCUUGAUGGAGUGGGAAUCCAUUAAUGACGCCAUGGAAGCUCUGGCCUUGUUGAACCAUCACCAGAUGAAAAACCCCAGUGGGCCUUACCCUUACACUCUAAAGCUGUGUUUCUCAACCACACACCAUGCCAACUAAGUACACUCCGUUCAAACAAUUAACAAUAUAAUGGUAUUCUGUUCUUAUGUCCCAUUAAAAUAUUCACUCACUAUUGACACUAAUCUGCUUGUUGUGCUUUCACCUUUAAAAGGACCGGCCGGACCCCAGUACAGGGGGCAAUGCGGUUGCACUUGUGUUGCUGUAGUAACUGCUAUGCAGCACUUGCAUCAAUCGCAUGCUAUACUUCCACCUAACCGGAACCAUGUCAGCUAAAAGCUCAAACCAGUUUUAGAAAAACUGAGUACAAUUCAAACCACAGACACUUGAAUUGGGCAAAUGUGGAAACAACCUGGCCUCUGACUGCUUGCUUAUGUUGUAAAUAAUUCGAUAAAACAAAACACUGUCACAAAUCUAGCACUGUUUGAAAACUAAUAGUAAAAACAUAAUUCCUCUUCUGCUGAACUUAACUGAAUUAGCCACAUUUACACGUAACCAGCCAGUAGCAAAUAAAUCUACAUAACCAUCAGUCUCUCCUGUACUUUCAUGUCCGCCCUGAGAUCGGUGGGUCGUGAGUUCAAACCCCGGCCGAGUCAUACCAAAGACUAUAAAAUGGGACUCAUUACCUCCCUGCUUGACACUUAGCAUCAAGGGUUGGAAUUGGGGGUUAAAUCACCAAGAAAUGAUUCCCGGGCGCGGCCACCGCUGCUGCUCACUGCUCCCCUCACUACCCAGGGGGUGAUCAAGGGUGAUGGGUCAAAUGCAGAGAAUAAUUUCGCCACACCUAGUGUGUGUGUGACAAUCAUUGGUACUUUAACUUAACUUAACAUACACAUUAUUUCUUUUUCUCUCUAGCCCAGUGUUGAAAUUGUUUUUUUUAAUUGUUUUUUUAGAAUGUUGAUUUAUUAAUAUCUUGUUUUGAACAGUUUGUUACCAUCAAUAAGUGAAACAUCAGCUUCAAAUCAUGCAUUAACCUUGCACAAGCUACUUAUGUAUUUCAAUGUCAACACUUUUUGCUUUUCAAAUAAACACAGAAUUCCCUUGUAAGAAGCUCAUUACUUGUUUUUAGUAAGCUAUAAUGAGCAAUUUGAAGUUUUCUUCACUCCAAUGUGCUGAUUGUUUUACCGUGACAGAAGAUCAAACUCAAAAUUAAAGACUAAACACCAAAUAGGUAAAUAAUUUAGGUAUCACGAUUAUUUGUAUUCGUGGUUGAUUUCUAAUGUGGUCAUUAGGCAUCUGGAAUCACGCUCCAAACUUGGACCAAAUAAGUAAGACAUUCAUACAAAACUCAGAAGUGUGACCUGUAAUUAAAAACACGGAAGCAUAUAUCGCAGAAGACGCUGAAAUUGUUCAGUUAUUUUUGUCUUUAAAUAUUGUAUUUCAACUUUUGGUGUAUGUGCUUUCAUCUUUUAAAGAACUUAAAUCCUUGAAUUUGUUGAGUCAUUCAAAUGGAAAAUGAAUCUGGAAUAUACAUCGAACGUGCUUG
Messenger RNA from Entelurus aequoreus (snake pipefish), 3115 nucleotides. RefSeq names its product heterogeneous nuclear ribonucleoprotein L (gene hnrnpl). NCBI's taxonomy places the organism in Eukaryota, Metazoa, Chordata, Actinopteri, Syngnathiformes, Syngnathidae. Gene Ontology annotation, biological process: mRNA processing; regulation of RNA splicing. The record is from RefSeq and is a predicted model, not a curated record. Bases 25 to 1671 code for a protein of 548 amino acids. Gene Ontology annotation, molecular function: mRNA binding. The transcript has 14 exons. Gene Ontology annotation, cellular component: nucleus.